This is a messenger RNA of Centruroides sculpturatus (bark scorpion), 3398 nucleotides long. RefSeq names its product SUN domain-containing ossification factor-like. The transcript has 15 exons. Gene Ontology annotation, cellular component: cytoplasm; membrane. Gene Ontology annotation, biological process: protein folding in endoplasmic reticulum. The record is from RefSeq and is a predicted model, not a curated record. The coding region runs from base 277 to 3327 and encodes 1016 amino acids. NCBI's taxonomy places the organism in Eukaryota, Metazoa, Arthropoda, Arachnida, Scorpiones, Buthidae.
UUUAGAUGGCACUGCACUGGUGAAUUUGAGCAAACUCUUUCUUAUAAAAAUGAUAAACUUGUGGAAUCAUCAAGUGGUAUUAAAAGUAACCAAAUCAAUUCUGAUUUUCUUUCUUCAGCUAUAAAAGAGACAUAUACAUUACAUGGUGUAUAUAAGUCUCGUACAUUACAAAAAUCUCAUUUAUCAAAUAAUGUUAAGAAAAGACCAAUAUCUCUUCUGCUCGAGGUUAAAUCUGGAGUUAAGAUCAGGAAAUCAAAGGUAUUUCAGGAAGAUGAGAUGUUACAUACGUCAGCAGAAAACAUAAAGGAUAUAAAAGUUACCACUAGUUCCAGUGGAAUAUCAUCUACAGUCAAGCCAACUUCACAUUAUUCAGAAAAUAUUCAGGUUUCUGAUACAAAAGAUAGUAAACUUGAAGGAACACAUAGAGAAGUACAGUUGUCAGAAAAUUCUAAUGAUGCUAGUCAUACUGUUAAUCAGGAAAGUGAAUUAAAGUCUAAAGAAAUAAAGAGUGAAGAAAAUAAAGAAUGGGGUGAUAAAUCUAAAUUAUCUAGUGAUGAUAAAGUAACAAAUCAUCCUGAAGAGCAUGGAGAUGAUAAAAUGAUCAACAAAGUCAAUGAUGAUAUAUUAGAGAAGAAUGAAAAUAUUUCUAAAGAGAAUGAAGUUGUUGAAACUCCUCAACAUGCUCAUUCAGAAGUAAUGCCUUCAUUUGAUGAAUGGAAGAAAAUGAUGUUAGCAGAACAAGAGAAAGAUGGUAAUAAAAUUCAACCAUUAGCUUCAGUUAGUGGAAAGAAGAUUAUUAGUCACAAAAGAAGACACAAUUAUGCAUCGUAUGAAUGUGGUGCAAAAAUUGUUGCCGUUAAUACCGAAGCUGAAGGCACUAAUCAUAUAUUGAAUGAAAUGGUAGAUGAAUAUAUGCUGAAUCCUUGCAAAGUAAAAAUCUGGUUUGUUAUAGAAUUGUGUGAAUCAAUCCAAGUUUCACAGAUUGAAUUAGCAAACUUUGAACUGUUUUCAUCAUCUCCUAAAGAAUUUUCUGUAUCUUGGAGUGAUCGAUUUCCAACACGUGAAUGGACUUCUUUAGGCACUAUCACUGUUGAAGAUCAACGAACUCUGCAAGGUUUUAAUUUACAGCAUCAAGGAUAUGGAAAGUUUAUUAAGUUUGAAUUAUUAAGUCAUUAUGGAACAGAGCACUAUUGUCCAAUUAGUGUGAUCAGGGUAUUUGGCACAUCAAUGGUUGAUGAAUAUGAAGAAAUGGAAACAGCAGAAAUAAGUCAUCAUAUAAGUGAAGAUGAUGAUGAUAGAUUAGAUCUUCCGUUGACGGAAGAGUCAAGUUCUUCUCAAGAUUUAUUUGGUAGUGCUAGAGAUGCAGUUAUUAAUAUUAUGAAGAAAGCUGCUGAAGUACUUACUAGAGAUCAGGAACAAGAAAAUGACAGUCAAAGAUUGGGACAGUUACUUGAUACACAUUCAUCUCUCCAAUUAGAUUGUGAAAGGUUUUUGAACUGUACGACCAAUUUGACAGUUACAGAUACAAUUUCAAUGCCUUCUCCUACAUCAUUUAUUCCAUAUUUGGAAUAUUGUGAAUCUUGUUCUUUUCGUGUGGAUAACUAUCAGUCACAUGUUGAUUCAACUUCUUUAUGUCAGUUUAUUUUCGUUCUUUUUGGACCAGUAGUUUUUGAAAACUUCUGCAAACAACAACAACAAACAUUAUCGUCAGUUGGCGUAUCACAGUUGGAAAGUAGUGUAACAUCUACAACUACAGUAACAGAAAAAGAUAUUUUGGAAUCCAAAGCAAAAAUGUCAUCUACAGACAAAUUUGAAAGUAAAGAUUAUUCACAUUCCACCAAUUCUGAAAUGGAUAGCAUGGAUCUCUGUACACAAACAGAAAAAUUAUCAACAGAUUAUGAAAAAUUACAUGUCCCAGAAACUAUGGAUGAUCUUCAAAAAUCUAUACAACCAACAAAAACUAUUCAGACAUCUAGUAAACCACAUAAAGAAUUGCAUACUGAAGAAGCAAAAGUUCAUGACAAAUCAAUUUCUGAAAAGUCAAUGAAAGAAGAAAGCAAAAGCAAAAAGCCUCCUCCUAAAACUAUUGAUGAACAAACACAUACAGUAAUUAGUACUUCCGAAUUACCAGUAGCUAGUGAAGUAAUCACUGAAAGUAUACAGCCAUCUGUUUCAGAAGGAAGCAAAUCUGAAACUGUAGAUACAGUUAUUACCAGUGUACAGAAUGAUACCGACACAUCAACAUAUCAAGCAGAAACAAAAGAUUCUUUAGAAUUAGCUACUCCAGUUUUACAACAAAUAUAUGAUGGCUCAUCUACAUCUCAAGAUAUACAGUUCAGUAAAGAUGAAAUUGAAAAAUAUGAAAAUGGAGGGUUAAAAACAGAACCUAUUUUUGUCGGUAUUCCAAGCCCACCCGGCCAAAAAGAAUCCGUAUUUAUGAGAAUGGGAAAUCGCAUCAAAGCUUUAGAAUUGAACAUGUCAUUAAGUAGCCAGUAUUUACAAGAACUGAGUCAACGGUAUCGACGGCAGAUGGAAGAUAUGCAGAAAGCAUUCAAUCGUACUAUUGGUACACUUAAUGAUACAGCACGCAAAGCUGCAAUUAGAGAUCUGCAUCAACAAGAAGUAAUUGGUCAACUUCAAGCCGAAAUAACUAAUCUUACUAGUGCUGUCGAUCUGUUGUUAAGAGAGCGACAAUCUGCACAUAGACAGAUGCUGGAAAUGCACAUUUGUUUAAUGAUUAUCGAAGCAAUUAUCAUGGUUACAGUUUUAUCUCUCUGCGUGCGAAGACUUACUCAGUCCAUAAAUCAGAUUCCGCCUGAUUUACAUCCAUCAGAAUAUGUUUCACGCAAACUAAGUUCUUCGCCUCAUCGAGGAAGAAAACGUAGUGCAAAUGAUACUCAGUCAUCUGAGAUUCACACAAAUUACCUGAUAGUGGAACCGUCGGUCCCGAUAGUCAUAGAGCCGCCACCGAAAGUGAAGAAAAAGCAUCACAGAAACAAGAAGAAGAACCAGCAGGGGAAGUGUAGUCAAAAAACUGAUUCCUGUAAUUUUAACUACUUCUCUAGUCUUAAUAACUGUGAUAUUAGCAAUGCUACAAAUUUAGAUCAGAAGGGUACGGCGGAAAGAACUAAGGAUAGUGUGAACUGUGAGAACACUUUUGAUAUUAAACAGAAUAUUCAAAAAUGUAGAGAGAAAGAGAGACCGAAAGCCGUGCCACUUCAAAACUUGACUAACGGUCCAAGAUAUAACGGUAUUGUGCCCGAUGUUUCGGACGACAAAUUCAGCUUCAAGAAAUUCUUAAAGUUGCAGAAGAAGAAUUCUUUCUAGUCUUUAGAAAAAACACUUAUUUUAAUUGUUUUAUUUGAAAUAUUUCAAAAUCAUUAAAUUAUUAAAAUCAU